AUGUUUAGCAAAUUCUUCAAAUAAUAAACAGAUUUUGAGAAGGCUCUAUUUAAUAGUUCCAUUUUGAAUAACAAACCCUUUCUGAACAUUGGCGAUCUAAAAUAGCUCAUGCAAGGAUUUCCUUAGGAAAAACAAUUGAUUUGUCGUACUCCACAACCAAUCAAGAAAACCUUUUAGAAAUUCUUUUAGUCUCUCCCUGAUAAAGUAUUAUAUAGAGUAAAACUUAAAAUCUUGGCCACUUGCCAUGUUCUUUUGGAUGAUUUCCUGCAUGGCGAAUAGUUUUCAGAAUCUCUACUCGACUGGGAUGGAUUUCGUUAUAAGUAAACCUAAGCAAAAUAGGUUGUAGGGAGAAGAACCAAGACAAAGAGAAGUUUAUAAUGAUGUAUUUCGAAAUGCUGCAAAGAUUGGCCAAUGGUCUGCACUUACUAAAAAUGGCCAAAUCACAAAAGACUUAUACUUUGGACAGUAAUGUUAAAUAUUAUUUAAGGUUUUAUCGAAAAUUAAUCUAAUUAUUAUAAAGCAAUCAAUCUAUUAACAGUUAUUUUUAACUACAUGCCAGUAUGAGUAUAUAAUUCAUCAUUAGAUAAUUAAAUCAGAAUUGGACAAACAUCAAGAAGAAAUAAUUGGAGAAAUUGUAUUACUUGUGUGGAAUGACGUGAUAGCAAUCUAUCUGUUUUUUGAGAAGUUCUAAUUAUUUUUAUUAAUAGGAUAAUAAUGGAGUUCAUCCUUGAUUUUCAAUCAAUACAAUACCCCAUAUUCUUUUAGGUUUACAAUUUGGUCCCUGAUUACAUAAGAUUAACAUAAUAAAUAUAAUAAUUUUAUAAGUUGAACGAUCAUUUUCAAGAGGAAAAACAGUUUACAGAACCCUAAUGGAAGAUAGUAGAAUAAAAAAUGUUAGAUGAAUUGGAAUUAUUUAAUUAAAAACUAAAAAUACAAUCUGCUAGAGGUCGAUUAGUUAAGAACAAAAGCAAAGCAUCAUUUAGUACUCAAUUAUUAUCACCAUAACAUCAAUCAUCUGGGUCAUUUCUAUUUGGAAACACAACCUUAGGUUAUGUUAAAAGAUUGUCAACAGUCGAUGAUCCCUUUGACAAUAGCGAAGAAGUGUCCAAAAAAUAUAAAAUUAUGAUUAAAUGA
Molecule: messenger RNA, 1134 nt
Organism: Paramecium octaurelia
Lineage: Eukaryota; Ciliophora; Oligohymenophorea; Peniculida; Parameciidae
Source: the annotation of a GenBank genome assembly